AUGUCAGCUCUGGAAUACUGUGAAACGUUCGCAACACGUGGGAAGUCUUCAUGGAAAAAUGUUCACAGAUGUAAAUUAUGCCCCUAUUUUACAACUGCUGUUUUCCUUAUGAUCAACCACGUCAGACGACACCGUUUCCCUCUGGAAAAAUUUACUUGCGACAACGCCAAAAUUGAAGCUUAUUUUUGUAAAAUUUGCGAUUUUAAGACGGAACUAACAGUUUUGUUCAAAGAACACAUUAUUAAAUAUCAUAGGCUUAAGAAGGAAUCUAGAGACGAUUUAUUAAGUGAGGACUUCCGCAUACACACCUAUGUUUGCGAAAAAUGCGACUUUGAAACAAAUUUCUCGUUUAAGUGGAUUCAGCAUAUUUCAGCGUGCACGAAAAAGAAAGAAUAUCCUCAAAGUGUGACUUCUCCGUCACAGAAUGACACAUACAGUUUCAAUUUCAAACGAACUGACGAAACAAGUUGGUACUACUGUGUGCAAUGUUCCUACAAAGCUAAACUCAAAGAUACUUUAAAAUCUCAUAUUAUGACAAAACACGAGAUGAACAAGCGAUAUGCAUGCGAGAAGUGUCCAUUUCAAUGUAGAUGGAAAUCACAUUUAAAAAUACACAUAAAUCGAAUUCACUUAGAUGAACAAGAUGUUGAAUGGCACAAGUGCAAAAAAUGUCCAUUCAAGGCCAAAGCUAAAAGUAAUUUAACGAGCCAUGUAAAAAGACGUCACUUGAAUGACGAAGAUGUUAGAUGGUAUAAAUGCAAUGAGUGUCCUUUCAAAACUACACAUAAACAUUAUCUAAAGAUACACGCAAUUAGAAAACAUCUAGCCGAAGAAAAAAUUAACUGGCACGAAUGUAAACAAUGCCCAUUUAAAACUAAAGGGGCGUCUGAUUUAAAAAGUCAUAUGGUUUUUAGACAUUUGGAUGAAGUAAACGUUAAGUGGCAUCAGUGUUAUUAUUGUCCAUAUAAGGCGAAAUUCAAAACUUGUCUAAAGCGCCAUAUAAAUCACCGCCAUUUGGGUGAAACUGAAAUUAAAAUGUACAAUUGCGAUGAGUGUUCUUUCAAAACGAAAAAUGAACGUUAUCUAAAGAAACACAGAAAUACAAAACAUCUAGACGAAGAAAAAAUUAAUUGGCACGAAUGUGAACAAUGCCCAUUUAAAACUAAAUAUGCAUGGAAUUUAAAAAAGCAUAUGAUUUUCAGACAUUUGGAUGAAGAAAACGUUAAGUGGUAUCAAUGUGUUCAUUGUCCAUUUAAGACGAAAUCCAAUGCUACUUUAAAAUCCCAUAUAAAUCACCGCCAUUUGGACGAAACGGAAAUUAAAACGUACAAAUGCGAUGAGUGUUCUUUCAAAACGAAGUAUGAACGUUAUCUAAAGAAACACGCAAUUACAAAACAUCUAGACGAAGAACAAAUUAAUUGGCACGAAUGUGAACAAUGCCCAUUUAAAACUAAAUAUGCAUGGAAUUUAAAAAAGCAUGUGAUUUUUAGACAUUUGGAUGAAGAAAACUUUAAGUGGUAUCAAUGUGUUCAUUGUCCAUUUAAGACGAAAUUCAAUGCUACUUUGAAGUACCAUAUAAAUUACAGCCAUUUGGAUGAAACUGAAGCUAAAUGGUACAAAUGCGAACGCUGCGAUUACAAAACUAAAAAUCACUCAUCUUUUUAUUCGCACAGAAAGAAACAUAUUGGGAUUUAG
Zophobas morio is the source of this 1695-nucleotide messenger RNA. RefSeq names its product zinc finger protein 142-like. The coding region runs from base 1 to 1695 and encodes 564 amino acids. Gene Ontology annotation, biological process: regulation of transcription by RNA polymerase II. The transcript has a single exon. The record is from RefSeq and is a predicted model, not a curated record. NCBI's taxonomy places the organism in Eukaryota, Metazoa, Arthropoda, Insecta, Coleoptera, Tenebrionidae. Gene Ontology annotation, molecular function: DNA-binding transcription factor activity, RNA polymerase II-specific; RNA polymerase II transcription regulatory region sequence-specific DNA binding.